AUGGAGAGAGGCCGGCCGGAGGCCGGGCAAGGCGACCCCGCCCAGCUCCAAACCCAGGAGGGCCGCCCUCAAACGCCGGUGCCCGCCCAGCGGCACGCCCAGUCCAGGCUUCGCGCGGCUCGCGAGCGCCGCCUGGUGCACACGCGCGGAGUGGACGCCCCAGCCUGGGCCCGUGUCCCCACAGACGGAGUGCCUGUCACAGGGCAGAUCAAGGAUGACAAGGGGGUCUCUGAGAUGUUUGACUAGGAGGGCAAAGGGCAGGUGAAGACGGAUGAGCUGGAGCGGCUCACGAGUCUCCUGGGCAUCAACUCCACCAAGAGCAAGUUGGCCUCCAUGGCCAAGGAUGUGGACAGAGUUAAGAAAGGGUUCUUCAACUGUGGCAACUUCCUGGCCCUGAUGGGGGUGUGCUGGGAGAAGGCCCAGAACCAAGAGGGCGAGCUGAGGGCAGUCUUGUGCAUCUUUGACAAGGAGGCCAAGGGCUACAUUGACUGGGACAUGCUCAAGUACGUGCUCAUGAACGUAGGUGAGCCCCUCAAUGAGCAGAUGAUGAAGGAAGCCAACGAGAAUGGGGACAGGACCCUUGACUACGAGGGUGAGCAGAGGAUGGGCCCCGGGAGCCCAGAGGCCAGUUGGUCUACUGACCUGUCCCUCUGUUCUCAGAGUUCAUGGCAUGAUGACUGGGGAGUCCUUCAAGCUGGUUCAGUAGGAGAAGCCGCUGGGGCCAAGGGAGGCCUGCUGGCAGAAGCCUACUACCCACUACUGUCCACCCCACUCCAGUUCUGCAGCCAGUAAAUGCUCCAGCCAGAUUCAUGUGUGUGUCACUGUCCCAAGGCUGGAAAGAAGGGGCUGCAAAGCUGUGGGUCUGGAGAAGGUAGAGGGUUCUCCUGAGUCGACCAUGGCACUUGGCCUGUCACAUCUGUGGGACACCUGACACGGCCCACAGCCCAGCCCUGGGCUCUGGACACCAGUCAGAA
Capra hircus (goat) is the source of this 974-nucleotide messenger RNA. It is a transcript of the gene CALML6, whose product is annotated as calmodulin like 6. NCBI's taxonomy places the organism in Eukaryota, Metazoa, Chordata, Mammalia, Artiodactyla, Bovidae. Gene Ontology annotation, molecular function: calcium ion binding; enzyme regulator activity. The record is from RefSeq and is a predicted model, not a curated record.